AUGGACGAUAAUGAGGCUACCGAAUCGAGCUUAUCAUUUCGAAAUUUAGACUUUCACCCGGGCAAUGAUUGUAUUAUUAUGACGCAAUCCAUGGAUAAGAAAACCGUUAAGACGAUACCAGGAAUUAUUUAUGCUAUAUUACAGAUCUGGCAGAUUCGCGAUAAUCAAAUUCAAGCGAUGAAUAAGCAAAAUUCUUAUACAAACGAGAUACAAUCAUGCCAAUUUAUUAGAAAUGGCUUGAAACUUUUAUUAUGGUUUAAAAAUUAUGAAUAUGAUUCUAGCAAUAAGCGUAAAGCCAUGGAAUGGAGAAAUGAAUGCCAAAUAGAAAUUUGGGAUGUAGAAACAUGGCAAUGCCUAUGGCUAUUUCAGGUACCUGAUUGGGUUUAUCUCUCAGAAAAUUUUCUCCAAAUAUCUUCUAAAUUUGAACAUGGUCAAUCUUUACAAAUCGUACUACCUGGAGGUGAUGAUGAUACAUGGAUAAUCUUAGCCUAUAAAGAAAAUUUGGCGCUUGUAAAAUUAACAAAUGAGAAUACUAGUUCAAGUCAAGAGCUAGUUAAGCAUUGUAAGCUUCUAUUUGAAGGUAAACGUAUGUCAUCUAGAAAUAUAAGAAAAAUCAUUAGCUCAAGCGAUCAUCAUUACCUAGGAAUUAGCAUGACCGAAGACUCAAUGUGGAUAAUUAAUGUUACAAAUGGCGAAAUCGAAUCAUAUUUGAAGAUCACAACACCUAAUGUCUUGCAUGAGAAAAUGUUUAUACCCGGAACUCAUCAUGUGCUUGCUUAUGGAACUCUUCCAAUCUGCUUAUCCAAUUAUUUAUCCUUAUACGAAUAUAAUCUAGACACUGAAAAUCAACCAUGGCGGACCAGAGAAGCUCACCAAAAUUUAUGUAACGAUUCUUACAGAAGCUAUUUAGAACGAAAAGUUUACCAUAAAUAUUGCCAGGCAAAUAUAGCAUUUGCUAACAAUAUUCCCUUUGCUACGCACUUAAUCGAAACCGAAAUUAAUGAGGAUUUCAACAAAUAUCAGCUAAAGAUUUAUCAAGGAGAGACAUUAUCAACAAUAUCAUGUCAUGAUUUGGAUCAAGAAUAUUAUGCAUGUGCAAUAUGCGAUGAUUUCCCAUCAGUUUUUCUAUUUGGAAGAUGUGAAUGUAAUCAUGUCGAUUGCUAUGGAGAAGAUUUAGUGAUCCAUGAUCAUCUUUUAAUUACUGAGUUGAUCGACAUAUUAAACAAGCAUACCAUUCCAAACAACCAGAAGAAGGUCCAGUACCGUUUUAGAAUACCUGACAAAAUUAAAUCUGUGUUCGUUAUGGAGGCAAGAUAUAGAAAGCGCGAUGAAACGUUAAUAUUUGUAGUUAUAGCAAAGCUUGAACCUUCUACUGAUGAUUCUCUCGAUUUUGAGACCGAAAAACAACUUAUGGUAAUAACCAUAAAUUACCAUAAUGGACAUACGAAUAUCUUCGUCGAUGAAGACAUUUGCUAUAAUAUUACUGUCAGUUAUUGCGACGAUUCCUAUCUGGUAACUUGCAUGGAAGAACGACCCGAGGACUUGAUAGUAGCGCGGUAUAAAAUAGGUGAUGAAACGAAGGAAACAGAAUAUACAGAAGCAUUUCAAUACGAUGAAGACCUUGGUUUGUGUGGUAGAAUAAUUCUACCAGAUGAUCCAUUAACAUCUGAUCCCGAGGUGGAUUGUCUUGAUCUUCGUUAUAACGCCUAUUUUCUAGUCAAAAAGGGAGACCAUGUCACGUGCUUCGAUGUAAAAAAGAAAGUUUUUAAGAAAGGCUACAAGGACAAAGUGAUUUUGAUUAAGAGAUGUAAUUAUUUCAAUGUGCAAAAUUUAUGGUCGGAUCGAUUUUUCUUAGUAUUUGAUGACAACUUUGAAGAGAAAAAACUAAAAAUUUGCAUCUAUGAUGCAAAAUCUCUGCAAUUUCUGUACGAGUUACCAUUCCCUUCGUAUGAUAUUAAGGCUAUAAAAUGGAAUAGUGACCAGUCCGCAUUUAUUACUGUUGGAUUGGAAAUGUUUACUGUCAUCAAAUUAAUUACUGAACCCGGUAGUAAAUAA
Messenger RNA from Trichoplax adhaerens, 2055 nucleotides. RefSeq lists its product as uncharacterized. Lineage: Eukaryota; Metazoa; Placozoa; Uniplacotomia; Trichoplacea; Trichoplacidae. The transcript is spliced from 11 exons. Bases 1 to 2055 code for a protein of 684 amino acids. The record is from RefSeq and is a predicted model, not a curated record. Gene Ontology annotation, molecular function: protein binding.